UGGACCUUACAACAGGUAUAUACCGGUGUAUAUAUAUAGGUAAAAAUAAAUAUGGCGAAAAGACGAACUGUACGAAUAGAUAUAGGUGUGUUCCAAAUCACUCCGUGCACUUUACUAAGUGUAUUUUUAUUCGGAUACGCAUUACAUUUCAUAGGAUUCUUUUCCCCCUUCUGGGUGAUCGAAGGGUGUCACGAAAUUGGACUGUUUUACAGCUGUAGUAACUGUUUGACAUUGAAUCACACAAGCAGUUUAAGGGGAUGUUUUAUUCACGAUAGUCUAUAUCAGGAGGUGAAUCUCUGGUUUCAGGUAAUUUCACUUUUGUUCAACACUUUCCUGCUGGUUGUGUUAAUAGUUUUCACACUGUGGCGUUUCUAUGUUCGAGAUGUGGUGGGUGACGGUACAGACUCAGGGAACCCAUUCGACUACGACUGGCUCCAUGAAAUCAUUGCAGGAUGUAUCUUUAAUUUAAUAUAUACAAUUUCAGGAUUAUUAACUCUCAUAGGAUGUAUUAUACUAGCUACGCAUCGUGUAUCCCAGCUUUCAUGGUCUUUUGGGCUAAGCUGUGCUGGAGGAAUAUAUUCAUUAAUUAUGGUAAUUCUGGCAGAUAUUGUAAUUAUUCAAAUAAAGAGAGGUCGCUUUCAUUUAAAUGAAAUAGUGGCAACUGAUUCCGACCCAGAGGAUGAUUCAAAGACGCUUGAUGUACAUGUUCAGAAGCAUGCGCAAUGGAAACUUUCAUUUAAAAGAGACUGUACUGUCUUAGUCUAGUCCUUAUGCAGGACUGUAUCAGUUUUAUGAUUCGCAGUUUUUCAUUUUGUCAGUACCCGCACUGUAGUGAAACAAGAUUGUGCUUUGAAUUGAAAAAUUGGACUCGAUGUACGACUGUGAUAUUUUUUUUUUUCAGGAUGAAAUCAACAAUCAUUUACCGCUCAUUUCAAAAUGUGUUCUUUUUAGCUAAGCUUGGCCCGAAGGGGCCAAGCGAACUUUUCUCAUCACUUGGCGUCCGUCGUCCGUCGUCGUUAACUUUUACAAAAAUCUUCUCCUCUGAAACUACUGGGCCAAAUUACACCAAACUUGGCCACAAUCAUCAUUGGGGUAUCUAGUCCGUCGUCCGUCGUCGUUAACUUUUACAAAAAUCUUCUCCUCUGAAACUACUGGGCCAAAUUACACCAAACUUGGCCACAAUCAUCAUUGGGGUAUCUAGUUUAAAAAAAUGUGUGGCGUGACCCGGACAACAAACCAAGAUGGCCGCCACGGCUUAAAAUGCUUAUGUUAUAACUCAGAAACCAAAGCAUUUAGGGCAAAUAUGACAAUGGGUAAAAUUGUUUAUCAGGUCAAGAGCUAUCUGUCCUGAAAUUUUCGGAUUGAUCGGACAAAACAACCCGUUGUUAGGUUGCUGCCCCUGAAUUAGUAAUUUUAAGGACAUUUUGCCGUUUUUUGUUAUUAUUUUGAAUAUUAUAGAUAGAGAUAAACUGUAAACAGCAAUAAUGUACAGCAAAGUGAGACCUUGAAAUAAGUCAACAUGACCAAAAUCGUCAAUUGACUCCCGAAAAGGAGUUAUUGUCCUUUAUAUAGUAAAUUUUUAACAAUUUUCAUAAAAUUUGUAAAUUUUUACUUACAUUUUCCACUGAAACUACUGGGCCAAGUUCAUUAUAGAUACCUUUACAGAGGAAAAGUAAAACCUGACGUUUAUGGUUUUUCAAGUUAGUCUAUUUUGAAAAAUAAUGACACAAGCUCUUAUAAGAUAUAUAUAUAUAUCAUACGUUACAUAGUGUGUUAGUGACCUAAUACGAUAUUAUGGGGGUACUGGCCCAUAUAUAUCGUAUUAGGUCACUAGCACAUCGUGAAACGAAUUUAUCUUACCGACUAUCUUUAUUUGUGGUAUUUUGACAAGCGUAGUGAUUUUAAAGUCUUCAAUACUUUUAAAGUAUUAAGAUCCUACUCACAUUUUUGUAACAUGUUUAUCAUAUGUGUUCGGAGUGGAACCGAUUCCCGUACUAUUUUUUUUACGAUCAAAAGUGCAUAUAUGAAAAUAAAGCUUAGCCAUGUCUAUUUUACCAUUUUGAUAACUUGGCGGAGAAGGGGCACAAUUACUCUUGCUAGGCUCUAUUAUAUUUUGGAAUGCCUAUGUUUUUUUUAGUAGAAUGUUCAUUUUUAUCCUGCCUUGGGCAGUUCUUACAGGACAUACCAGUAAUUUCCUGCAAAAACCUGCAGCUCCUGCACUCUUUUCACUAUUUAAAAUGUAUGAAAGCUGGUUGAAAAAAACAACAACUUUACGUCGUAUUACUAAAGUCGUUCGUAUACAAAUUUACCAAUUUUUAAGUAAGUUGAAGGCAGAACUAUAUUAUUUAUUGUAUAUAUAUAUGCUUUGUUGUAUAGUUUUAUAAAACCAAUAUUUUUACAUAAAUUUUAUUUAUUUUUG
Messenger RNA from Mytilus trossulus (common blue mussel), 2419 nucleotides. RefSeq lists its product as uncharacterized. The transcript has 4 exons. Bases 52 to 765 code for a protein of 237 amino acids. Lineage: Eukaryota; Metazoa; Mollusca; Bivalvia; Mytilida; Mytilidae. The record is from RefSeq and is a predicted model, not a curated record.